Molecule: messenger RNA, 1050 nt
Organism: Juglans regia (Persian walnut)
Lineage: Eukaryota; Viridiplantae; Streptophyta; Magnoliopsida; Fagales; Juglandaceae
Product: putative germin-like protein 2-1
Exons: 2
Coding region: 115-768 (217 amino acids)
Cellular component (GO): cell wall
Molecular function (GO): manganese ion binding
Source: RefSeq, a predicted model, not a curated record
AGGCAUGUUCCAUAAAUCUUUCUCCCAAAAUACUUGUUUUUGAAGCUCUUUUCCUACCCCCAAAACUUGAAAUUAACUUCCCAAGCUCACACCCGAUCGAUCUACAUUAUUGAAAUGGCUUCUCGCAUCUUCUUGCUAGGACUCCUCGCUGUGUCUUUUACCGUCAGUACCUUGGCAUCUGACCCAAGCCCUCUUCAUGAUUUCUGCGUUGCAGAUAAAACAAGUUCAGUUCAAGUGAAUGGUUUAGCCUGCAAGGAUCCCAAGCUGGUUCAAGCCGAUGACUUCUUCUUCAGUGGACUACACAUAGCAGCCAACACAACAAACGUCCCAUUCGGGGCAAGGCUGACACCGGUGACUGUAGCCCAAGUAGGAGGGCUAAACACGCUUGGCAUCUCCAUUUCCCGCGUUGAUUACGCACCCGGGGGUUUCAACCCACCUCACACCCACCCUCGAGCCACCGAAAUUAUAACAGUCUUGGAAGGAAACGUCGAAGUUGGUUUUGUCACAUCCUACCCGGACAACCGUCUCAUGAGAAAGGUACUAGGAAAGGGCGAUGUCUUUGUCUUCCCCAUCGGUCUCGUCCACUACCAAGUAAAUGUAGGUUCUACGAAUGCCGCUGUAAUUGUUGCUCUGAACAGUCAAAACCCUGGUAUUGUCUCAAUUCCGAAUGUGUUGUUUGGGUCUACACCAAAAAUCGGAAGUGACAUUCUUGCAAGAGCCUUCCAAGUUGAUAGGAACGUUGUCGAUGGUAUCAAAUCCAAGUUCUAGACAAGAGAUAGCAUAAUAUGAUUACUAGAUCAACAUGAAAGAACAACUGAUCUACCUUCCAAGUUCAGACUAGUACUGAUCCCUAGCAGUUUGGUAUUUUGUAUGCCUGUCACAGAAGUUUGAGGCUUUCUGACUCUUUCUAUUCUUCUGUGCAUUGCUUUAUCUUUAAGCAAAUGGUAAUUGUUUUUAUAUAUUUUCUGACAUUGAAGUCAUAUACAUAUAGUGUAUUCAAUAAAAACUAAUUUUAGAUUGAAUACUGGCCGUGAUGAUCUUCAGCCUCAA